UCAUCACUAGGCGACAAAAACACAGCACACUGCCUCUGUCGGUACCAUAUAUUUCACACAAGAUUACAUCAGGCAUCCCAGUGGCGACAUACACACUGGAAGGUGGGAGUCAUGCUUCAGAAGGUGGAGGAAAAGAAGGCACAGAAAGGGGGAGGAAAGAAGAGGAGGCACCCUGGUGAGGAGGGGGAAGGAGGACAGAAGAAGAGGAAGGGAGGUGAAGAAGGAAGGAAAGGUCAGGGAGACGGGGGCAAGACGCGCCUCGAUGCCCUGAGUGUGGGCUACUUCCGCCGAGUUGGAGAAAGACUCGGUGAAGGAUUCGAGGAGGACGAAGAGAGAGUGAUGUUUGUGGAGAAUGUACUCACAGAGGUAAAAGGCAAGGCAGUGCUGGUGGCCAUGGACAGAACAGGAAGUGUGACUCUCCAGCGGCUGCUCCCAUUGGCCAGUCCUGACCAGGUGGGGGCGGUGCUGGCUGAGCUGGGCGGAGAAUCGGGUUCGGAGUUCAAGACGGUUUCGUGCGACCGAUGUGGGGGUCACGUAGUGGAGAGCGCACUCAGACAGAUGUCUAGAUGGACAGAAUCAUCACAGCAGGAGCCGCCCACCACCACAGAAGAAGGAGAGGAGCCUUGUGGAGCACUGGAGGCCCAGGUGUUGUCUUUAAGUCAGGUGGUGAGAGACAACAGCGCAGAGUUCAUCAAGCACACGCACGGCUCACACGUGGUCCGGACACUGCUGAACGUGUUAGCAGGCUGUGUGGCACCACCCCGCACUGAAUCCCGUCCAGGUGCAAAAGAGCGCAGUGUUGCCCCUCAGCUGACAGACUUUGAGGCUCCCACUUCGUUUUGGUAUGAGCUGAAGAGCCUCACCGAGACCUUGAUGAACAACAUAAACUUAAGCGUGACAGACGCUGUUGCCAGUGCGGUGUUUCAGACCAUGUUGACUACGUGUCACAGAAAACGACCAAAACUCUGCAAACAGCUCCUCAGGGGCAUCAUGGAGUACCUGACAACUCGCAGCGCUGCUCCCGGAGUCAGUCCGCUUCUGGUCUUUCUCAAAGACCAGGCCUCUAGUCGCCUCAUCGAGACAAUCAUCUUGCUAUCCCACAAGGCCAUUCUGCGUGACCUCUACAAGAACCAUCUCAAAGGUCAGCUGGUCAACUUGGCUCUUCAUCCAGUCGCCAACUUCCCCAUACAGAGACUAACUGCAGCCUCAAGCAAAUACAAAAUGUUCUUGAGGUUGUUUGAUGAGCUGGUGCAGGGCGUGGAGGCCAUCUUGGCUGCAGGUCACAUGGGUGUGAUCGUCCAGUUGGCUGAGAGCUGCGCAGAGAGUGGAGAGAAACAGGGCGAGAUGAUGCAGUGCCUUCUCCAUGCGUUCCACUGUGCCGAGCCUGGCACUCGACACACCAGCUGCCUCCCCCUCUUCAUGUCUCUGCUCACCUAUGAAGUGUACUACCACUCGGACACAGCAGAGGGCAGCAUACAGACCGAGGUGCCUUUGGCCUCUAUCUGUUACCACGGUUCCCGUCUGGUCCAGGCACUGGCCAAGUUCAAGGAGCGCUCGCUCCUCCUGAACAGCCUGCGCUCUCUGACCCCUGCUGACCUCCUGACCCUGGCCUGCGACCCCUCGGGCAGCCACGUCCUCCAGGCCCUCAUCACCACAUCCAGUGACAAGGGCAGGGGCAAGAUCCUCAAGAGGCUUGAGGGCCAAUAUGUCCAGAUGGCCUGCUCCAGGUUGGGCAGCCGGGUGCUGGAAGCAGUGUGGAACAGCGCUUCAGUCAGUCAGAGGCAAAGCAUCGCACAGGAGCUAGUGCCGAGUGAAACCCAGUUGAGGUCUGACCAGUUUGCUCGCCACGUGUGGGCCAAGUUUGCCCUUUCACACUUCAUGAACAGACGAGCCCACUGGCAGGAAAUCCAGACCGGCCAGUCCAAGAAAAGGAAGCUUUUCAGUGACAUUCUUGAGUGA
Myripristis murdjan (pinecone soldierfish) is the source of this 1959-nucleotide messenger RNA. RefSeq names its product NOP9 nucleolar protein (gene nop9). The transcript is spliced from 12 exons. Gene Ontology annotation, molecular function: RNA binding. Gene Ontology annotation, cellular component: 90S preribosome; nucleolus; preribosome, small subunit precursor. Gene Ontology annotation, biological process: endonucleolytic cleavage in 5'-ETS of tricistronic rRNA transcript (SSU-rRNA, 5.8S rRNA, LSU-rRNA); endonucleolytic cleavage to generate mature 5'-end of SSU-rRNA from (SSU-rRNA, 5.8S rRNA, LSU-rRNA); endonucleolytic cleavage in ITS1 to separate SSU-rRNA from 5.8S rRNA and LSU-rRNA from tricistronic rRNA transcript (SSU-rRNA, 5.8S rRNA, LSU-rRNA). NCBI's taxonomy places the organism in Eukaryota, Metazoa, Chordata, Actinopteri, Holocentriformes, Holocentridae. The record is from RefSeq and is a predicted model, not a curated record. The coding region runs from base 112 to 1959 and encodes 615 amino acids.